Messenger RNA from Ramularia collo-cygni, 780 nucleotides. RefSeq lists its product as uncharacterized. The record is from RefSeq and is a predicted model, not a curated record. The transcript is spliced from 3 exons. The coding region runs from base 1 to 780 and encodes 259 amino acids. Lineage: Eukaryota; Fungi; Ascomycota; Dothideomycetes; Mycosphaerellales; Mycosphaerellaceae.
AUGGAAUCCGCAAAGGCAGCAGUUAAAGGCUUCAUGAACAAGGCCGGCCACCAUGACACCACCGUUCACGAGGAGGUUGCCCCAGCAGUGACCCACGAGACUGUGACCAAGAAGGAGCACGAGAACGUCACCACCGCCGUUGACCAGGAGAUUCACCAGGACCACUACCACACCUCAGUUCAGCCUAUCAAGGACCAGCAGGUUCUCCCAGAGACUCACCACCACAACAUUGUGCCUGUUGAGCACCGCGAGAUCAACCACGACAACGAGAAGGAGAACGAGAGACGUUUGGCGGCAGAGCGCGCUCAGUUCAAGGACACCACCACCCGCCAGCAGGCAGAGAAGACUAGCACUGUGGCACCUGUCGUUGCAGGAGAGCACAUCCACCACCACGUCCACGAAACCAUUCAGCCUGUCGUUGACAAGCAGGUCAUUGAGCCUCACGUUGUCCACACCACCGUGCCAAUCCACGAGGUCCACCACAACGCUGCCCAGCACCACGCCACCUCUGAGCUUCCCGCCGUCUCCAUGGCAGACUAUAAGAAGCAGGGCGGUGCUCUUACCGGCCGUGAGGAGCGUUACGAUGGCUUCGAGGGUGAGCCUCGCUCCGUCGGAGGUGCUCUCACCGGUCACUCCAACAACCACUCCGGAUUGACUGGAACUUCCACCACCACAACCACCAACACCCACACCAGCCAUAACGAGAAGCCAUCUCUCAAGGACAAGCUUAACCCAAAGACCGACGCCGACCGUGACGGCAAGGCCGGCAUCUUGGACUAA